AUGCUGAGCGCAAGUCUUCUCGGCUUCGCCGCCCUGGCUGUGUCCCUGUGCAAUGCCAACCCCAUCGUGGUCGUUUCUCCUCCGGUCUACGCGGAGCGCAGCAGCAGCAGCAACCUGGCUCUUCGAGAGGCCAUGAACAUGGCUGCCCGAGACGCUAGCCUGCAGAAGCGUUCGGAGAUGUCUGUCAACCUCGACCAUGGCCUGGACGAAGUCACUUUAAUCAAAGGUUCUUGGAGUGAAACUGUCGAUGGCAUCAACAACACGGUCAGCGUAAAACUGGAAUGCAUCGAGUGCUCCACGACGGGUACUGUGUCUGCCAAGAUCAAGGGCAGCAUCCUCAAGCCGAAGCUCCGACUAGACUUUUCGGGUGUCGCGGCUUUCAUCGACCUGGGCGUCAAGGUGGCUGACAAGGCCACGUACACGUACACGAUCUUUUCGUCGGAAUCACCGGUGGGCAUCUCGCUGCACGACGUCAGCCUCGGACUCGUCUUCUACGUCGACCUCGUGCUCAGCCUGUCAGCCGAGGUCGAGCUGGAGGGUGGCUUCUUCGUGCAGGUGGGCAACGACUCGUACCUCGAGGCAGACAUCCGUAAGGGCACGAUUGUCGACUCGCUCUUCACCGACACCACGGUCACGGCCAUACCCAUCACAGUUAGCAGUGGCGAUGCCACCUUCAAGGCCGACCUGCGGCUGCGAGUUGAAGCCGGCGCCAGUGUCGACAUUCUGGGCGCCGGCCUGGAUGCCGAGCUCGGCAUUUACGCCAACAUCCUCGAGUUCAUCGUCGAGGCCCAGAACACGCCCGCUUGCGAUGUCAUGUUGUCUGAGACCUGGGACAUCAACGCCGGCGCCUUUCUCGAUGCUGACGUCGUCAUCAACUACUCCUCUUUUGGCGCUGUGCCCACCAUCUCCACCACCCUCUAUCAGGGCCCGACUGCCACUCAGUGUAUCCGUACUACCAGCAGUGCGACCACGAUUACGACUGCCUCUGCUUCUGCGUCUGCAAGUUCCAAAUCGCAUGUGCAUACGAAUGCGACUGCAACUGCAACUGCUGCCGUUGUCGAUGCCGUGCGUCUCGUCGUCGGCGCUCAUGCCAACUCGGCGAACUCGUUCAGUGCCAACGUCAAUGCUUCUGGCUCCAGCAUUGCCUUUCCGCCAGUCACGGCUUCUAUGCUAUCCGGUGUUGCUUUCCCAUCUGUCACCGCUUCUUCUCCGGCCAGCAGUGCCGUCUCGGUUGGCGGCCUUAAGCCUCUGUUUGCCAACACGACCGCAUCUGUCGCUGCCUACUCGGGUUCUAUGGCUGCUGCUGCUGCCGCCACCACCGUCGCUCUGGGCUCCAACGGCACGACGCUGACGUCCACCAUCUUUGCCACGUCGACGUACACCAUCACCAGUUGUGCGGCCUCGGUCGUCAACUGUCCUGCUUCGCUCCAGAACAAGAUCAUUAUCACCGAUGUCGUCACCAAGACUGUCGCCAUCUGCCCCGAGGCCAGCACCACCAUCAUGCUGUCUUCGUCAAAGUCUGUACCGGUCGCCAAGACCACGACAGCUUCCGCUUCCACCAGCACCGUGACCGCCGUCACCGCCGUGUACGUUCUGGUGCCCCUCGAGACGCCCAUCGUUGCCACCUUCACGGCCCCGACCUCUGUCGCGUCUGUGUCCAUUUCGGUCAUCGGCGCCGUCACAGAGAAGGAGACCGCCACCGUCGUUCCCGUCCUCGCAACUGGGGGCGCCAAUUACGGCAACGGCUCGAAUGAAAAGGCCGUCCUCGCCGUGGGCGAUGUUGGGCCAACUGCUUUUGUCCUCCCAACGGGCAGCGCUGCCGUUUUUGCCAGUGCUGCAAGCUCUGCUGCGGUCAGCAUUGCUACGUCUAAUUAUGUUGCCUUCGCCGAAACGGCUUCCCUCGGCGUCACUGCCAGCGCCAAACCUGCCAGCACGGCAUCACCGACGACCACUUCGGCUCAAUCGGCUGUGACAGCUGUUGUAACAGCUGCCGCUGGCCGUGUCAUGAGUGGCAGCUUUGCUGCAGUGGUUGGUGCUAUGUUUGGCGCCCUGCUUCUGCUGUAA
Messenger RNA from Grosmannia clavigera kw1407, 2064 nucleotides. RefSeq lists its product as uncharacterized. The record is from RefSeq and is a predicted model, not a curated record. NCBI's taxonomy places the organism in Eukaryota, Fungi, Ascomycota, Sordariomycetes, Ophiostomatales, Ophiostomataceae. The transcript is spliced from 2 exons. The coding region runs from base 1 to 2064 and encodes 687 amino acids.